AUGCGUUUCUUCUCCACCAUCACCGCUCUAGCAGCGUCCGCACAAAGCGUAGCAGCCUACUACAAAGGCUUCAACGUAGGAGCAAACAACCCCGACGGAACCUGCAAAACCACCUCCCAAUGGGAAACAGCUUUUAACAAACUCCGAGGCCUACCGCAAGACGUAUCCGUAGUCCGUCUCUACGCCUCAAGCGACUGCAACACCCUAGCAAAUGCCGUGCCCGCCGCCGUGACAACCAACACAAAAAUUCUCGUAGGAAUCUGGACCGAAGACUCGGCGCACUACAGCGCAGAGAAAGCAGCAUUAGAAUCUGCAAUUCAGGCUCAUGGCAUAGAUUGGAUUCUGGCUAUUUCCGUUGGCAGCGAGGAUCUCUAUCGCGGAGAUACUACAGCAAGCACACUCGCCCAGCAGAUUUAUGAUGUGCGAGGUAUGGUGCGGGCGUUGGGAGUUCAAGCUGAAGUCGGUCAUGUAGACACUUACAAUGCGUGGACCAAUUCUGCCAAUGACGAUGUUAUCAAGGCUUGUGAUUUCAUUGGUAUGGACGCAUACCCGUACUGGCAAGGAAGCUCCAUUGAGGAUGCAUACAAUGUCUUCUUCCAGGCCUACCAAGAGACGAAAAACCAUGUUCAGUCUGUAGGAAGUGGCGCGUGGGUGUGGGUGACCGAGACGUCCUGGCCCGUGACGGGCGCCAACUAUGGCAGCGCCGUACCAUCUGUGGCCAAUGCGCAAAAAUUCUGGCGAUCCGUCGCUUGCGAGCUCUUCAACGAGGGACACGUCUUCUGGUAUGCCUACCAAGACUACAACGACUCUCCCUCCUUUGGCGUCUUCGACUCAAAUGGAAAUGCCAUUUACGAUCUAUACGGCUGCUGAGGCUGUGAAGCCAAAGUCGGCGCUCUUUACCACGAGAAACAGACCGUGGUGUCUUGAAGCUGUUGUUUACACAGACAAGAGAGGUCUGUAGACUUUGUUGCUACCGUUCACGGAGAGAGAAGCCCAGCGACUAGAGAUGAAGAUCAUUUACUUUGAGUAGCAAUAUCGUCACAAAAUACAACGCCCC
This is a messenger RNA of Sphaerulina musiva SO2202, 1057 nucleotides long. Its product is annotated as glycoside hydrolase family 17 protein. NCBI's taxonomy places the organism in Eukaryota, Fungi, Ascomycota, Dothideomycetes, Mycosphaerellales, Mycosphaerellaceae. The record is from RefSeq and is a predicted model, not a curated record. Gene Ontology annotation, biological process: cell wall organization; carbohydrate metabolic process. The transcript is spliced from 3 exons. Gene Ontology annotation, cellular component: extracellular region; cell surface; fungal-type cell wall. Gene Ontology annotation, molecular function: 1,3-beta-glucanosyltransferase activity; glucan endo-1,3-beta-D-glucosidase activity. Bases 1 to 870 code for a protein of 289 amino acids.